GAUCGGAAGACACUUAACCAGAUCCAAAACCAAUAGCAAGACAAAAAAAAGUCUUUUCUCUCUAUACUCUCUACUUGUUAAUAUCCUAACAACAUGGCAAUGCUCACCAGAAACAAAAACAUAACCUUCUCAAUGGUCUUGAUAUGUCUAAUUCUUGUGUCUACAAUGGCUAAGGCUCAACUUGAUGGGCUUCUUGGCAGGGAUCGUAAUAUCUCCAGUAUACAAGGGCGUAUCAUGUGCUCUAUCGAUGGUAAUCCGACUUCCACUCCUCCUGCUGCUUCUCCCGUUAUGCUUCAGUGUGGUGGAAAAAAUGUUGCAACUACGAAUACGGGCGUUGAUGGAGGAUUCACGUUUCCUUCCAACACAGUGUCUACGAUCUCGCUUUCAGAAGUCAUCUACGACGGUUGUAGUGCCAUGGUCAUGAUCCCUCUCUCUACAUGCAACCCUAGCCCUCCUACCAACAGACUCGUCACGGUACGUGCAGGUCCCAUCGUAGUCGUCGUUUCCAAUGAGAGAAACAUGGAUGUAUUCAAAGAACUGGUCACCCCUCUAGUUGUCACCCUCUCCCUCUGAUUUCAAACUAAAUUAAGCAUCCCUUCUUGAUUUGGUUACGGUGUGUUUCCGUUCAGCUGUUUUAUGUUUUCUGUGAUGACCAUUAAAGUUUGCUUGCGUAUGCAUGAAUAAGGUCUACAUAAUAAAGCGUAUGUAUGUUCAAAGUAUUGGUCGUAACUUCUGUUACCAGGUCUUAGUUGGCGUGCAAAUGCUGCAAUGUAAUGAAAUAAAAUAAUUUCCUUUUUA
Molecule: messenger RNA, 798 nt
Organism: Raphanus sativus (radish)
Lineage: Eukaryota; Viridiplantae; Streptophyta; Magnoliopsida; Brassicales; Brassicaceae
Exons: 2
Coding region: 94-573 (159 amino acids)
Source: RefSeq, a predicted model, not a curated record